AUGCCUGUUAUAGUUGUGAAAGAUUACGCGUGGAGGCAAACCGCUGAGAGCGUAAUAAUCUACGUGCCCUUGUCGGGACACCCGAAGAAAGUCGAUUUAUUCGUCAUUGACGAUUAUAUGAAAGCCAGCUAUCCGCCGUUCAUUCUGGAGCUCUUCCUGUGGGGGAAUAUCCUGGACGACCGAAGCGAGUGCACCUUGGAUGGCGAGGAGGCAAUCUUUUCCCUUAAAAAGGAGAAUGCCGGAGAAGAAUGGCCCACUCUGGUCAAGGAAAACCUGUCCAAAGAAAAUCAGAAGGAAUGCCGAAAUCAGGCGCAGGAACGGGCGCGAUUGUCGAUGGGGGAACGAGCGAAGGCCAGGAGCGAGAAACGCAAUAAGCUCCAGAAGGACGCCGUGAGGGCGCAGAUCGAUCUGGACACGAAAGUUUUGAAUAAAAUUGAAAGGAUGCGCGAUGCGCACAGGAAGGAAGCUAUGCAGGAGUUCGACGACUGGAAGUCCGAACACGAGGCGCCGAUUUUUCAACAUUUACAGGGCGCGCUGCAACGGAACAACAAAGCCUAUAGGCCGCCCCUGAAAUGGUUUAAGGACGAGUUUGGUGCGGUUACCAGUGAACCGGCGACCGACGAUAUGGCCCCAGUCCCAAAACCAGAUAAUAACACUCUGGGUAAGAACAUGAUCAAGUGGGAGAAGGCCAAAGCGGAGAUAUUUAGCGACAAGCAGCUCGAAGGAGAAUCAAGAGAACCCAAAAGGGCCCAAAUUACGGAAGUUCGAGACGAAGAGGAAUACAAAGAAACCCGAAGAGAAGAGCAUUCUGAACGUAAUCGACCUGCGAGCUCCUCAGAAAAUGCCGACUCCAAAGAGAACCCCACGAAUGGCUACGCGUCUCCGGAAACUGUGAUAAAGGACUCUAUGCGGAAAUUUCACGAGCAAAAGCAGAGGCGAGACAUCAAAACUAGAGAGCAAGGAGUCGAGAAUACAUGUUUAACCGAAGUUGGGAGGUGUAAGAAGGUUAACAAUAUUUUUGACGAACCACAGAAUUCAGUUCCUCGCCCUAGAACCAGCGGAACCAUCAACGUCACGUUUACCGAGCGUUCUUUUCCGACCCCUGCUCGGGAAAGCAGUCACGUAGAGGAACAAGAGUGGUUGGAAAAGCAAGCGGAAGCGAGGCGGAAAGUGGGCUUCGUGGCGGAAAACUUGAGACCCGAAGAGCAAGAUCCGCAAUGGCUCAAAGACAAGGGCGACGAAUUCUUCAAAGCUGGCAAUUAUCUCGGAGCUGUCAGCGCCUACUCGCAUGGGAUAAAACUGAGCGACAAGAUGGCGUCCCUCUACGUGAACCGAUCCGCUGCUCAUUAUGCAAUUGGGAAUUAUUACAGAUGCACCGAGGACUGCUCCAAGGCCCUGGAAUUGAUGGUACCCCAAUGCGAGGGAAACCGAGAAUCCAGAGCAAGGUGUCACGCUCGAAGAGGCGCAGCACUCUGCAAAUUAUCUGCACCGCAGCACGGCAUUCCCGAACUAGAAGCCGCCCUCAAAUUGGCUCCUGACAACGAGACCAUCAAACGCGAUCUUCUGGCUGCCAAGCAGUACUUUGACAUAAAGGAGUGAAGCCUGGAGUUUCUUCAACUCUUUAUGUUCCUCGGUUGAGAGACACCGCACACCGAGAGGCACGCCAGACUCGGAAUUCCAAUCCUUCACGAGUAUUGAAUGUCAAAUUCAGACUGCUCU
This is a messenger RNA of Orussus abietinus, 1719 nucleotides long. Its product is annotated as dynein assembly factor 4, axonemal. Lineage: Eukaryota; Metazoa; Arthropoda; Insecta; Hymenoptera; Orussidae. The record is from RefSeq and is a predicted model, not a curated record. Gene Ontology annotation, molecular function: protein binding. The coding region runs from base 1 to 1599 and encodes 532 amino acids. The transcript is spliced from 7 exons. Gene Ontology annotation, biological process: outer dynein arm assembly; cilium movement; inner dynein arm assembly.